CAAAGAAUAAUCCUACCAGAAGAUGACAAGAAGAAAAGAACAGGGCCAAAAGAAAAUCAACAAAGAAUUUGUGAAGAAAAUAAAGAUAAUCAAAUAACCCUUGCAACAAAUGGGGAAGAAGAGAACAACAUGUCGAUGGAUGAGUUUGCAUCGUGGUUGGAGGAAAAUAUAAGCUUUGAUGUUGAUGAACAAGAAGAGGAGAAGGAAUUUUAUAAGCAAGAAGAGACUGACAUGUCGAUGGAUGAGUUUGCUACGUGGUUAGAGACAAACAUAAGCUUUGAUGUUGAUGAAGAAGCGAAGAAGGAAGAAAAUUUCAUACCAGAUUUGGAUGGUGAGGAAUAUAUAGAAAUGCCCAUAUCAAAUAUGAUGGAUCAUCUUGAACUCUUUGUUGAAGAAGAGACCAAGUCAACUGUGGACGAUUUUAACUCUUGGCUGGACAAAUUAUUUCGGAAGCAGCCAGGGGAAGGAGAAUACCCAGAGAUAUUACUGCUCUGAAGUCUGAAGUGCAAAGCAUAAACUAAGGACUGGUUUUGUAGAGACGAAAUGAUGUGUCAUGGCAUAAUUUUAAGUGAAUGUAUAGGUUAAUACUUGUCAGAUAACAUACAUUGAAUAUUGUAAGACUGUACUGCCAAGAUUAUGCAUAG
Messenger RNA from Prosopis cineraria, 644 nucleotides. RefSeq lists its product as uncharacterized. The transcript is spliced from 4 exons. The record is from RefSeq and is a predicted model, not a curated record. Bases 130 to 495 code for a protein of 121 amino acids. Lineage: Eukaryota; Viridiplantae; Streptophyta; Magnoliopsida; Fabales; Fabaceae.